Molecule: messenger RNA, 1015 nt
Organism: Podarcis raffonei (Aeolian wall lizard)
Lineage: Eukaryota; Metazoa; Chordata; Lepidosauria; Squamata; Lacertidae
Product: WAP four-disulfide core domain protein 3-like
Exons: 6
Coding region: 1-759 (252 amino acids)
Biological process (GO): negative regulation of peptidase activity
Cellular component (GO): extracellular region
Molecular function (GO): serine-type endopeptidase inhibitor activity
Source: RefSeq, a predicted model, not a curated record
AUGGAGAUGAUGAAGAAGAAGAAGACCCAGUGCACCUUCCUCCUCGUGGGCCUCUUAGCCUUCUGGGCCAGGGUGUCACCUGCCUCAGCUCAGGGAGAUUCAGUGUCAUCGUCAUCUGAGGAACACCCAGCACCUCCUCGUGUGCCUCUGCCAAGACCCCCUGCCAUGAGAUGCCCCACCAACUUGAAGGAGCAAGAGCUGGAGUGUGGCGCUCAGUGCACAUCACACAGCAACUGCCCAGGAGAGCAGAUGUGUUGCAGGUAUGGCUGCCAGCGGAGGUGCGUGUUGCCCGUCAACGUGAAUCCCGGCUACUGCCCCAGCUCCAACCCCUUCCCCCCUACAAUGUGCGCCAUCAGGUGUGUCAACGACAAAAGGUGUGGCAAGGGGAAGAAAUGCUGCCGCUGGGGCUGUUUAUCCAGCUGCGUUGAUGCAGAGCCAGAAAAUCCUGGGGUGUGCCCAAAGAUAGAUGCCCUGAGACGGUUUCCCUCUUGCCCUAACAAAUGCGAGGACGACCGGGAUUGUGACCACCAACAGAAAUGCUGCUUCACAGGAUGCGGCCGCGAGUGUGUCGGCCUUGAGAAAGAUCUCUGCAACCUCCCCAGGGAUCCUGGCUCCUGCAAUUUGUCCUUGGACUAUUUCUACUACCACGCCCACACCAAGAGGUGCAGGAGGUUCAAGUACAGCGGCUGCAAAGGGAACUCCAAUCGCUUCUACACCAGGAAGGAUUGCAUGGACGUCUGUGGGGAAGUUGGUAGGUGAGAUGUCGAGCUCUGUUGGACGGUUGGUUUGCAGAUCGGGAACGGAUGGAUGGGUGAAUUGUUAAGUAUAAUUGCUUAAUUGUACACUGAAAUGGAAAGUGACUCUGUAAUGUGUCUGUAUGUAUACUGUGUAGCACGGCAUGGAAAAUUCCAUUGACGCUAUGUAGAGAGCCUAAUGGCUAAUGAUUAAGUGAGACUGGUAUUUAACGUAAAUCACAUGAAAAUGAUGCAAUCGCCAGCCUAUGCAUAUGUUAAUC